This is a messenger RNA of Camelus dromedarius (Arabian camel), 2723 nucleotides long. RefSeq names its product pleckstrin (gene PLEK). Gene Ontology annotation, biological process: intracellular signal transduction; actin cytoskeleton organization. Gene Ontology annotation, cellular component: plasma membrane. The transcript is spliced from 9 exons. The record is from RefSeq and is a predicted model, not a curated record. Bases 118 to 1170 code for a protein of 350 amino acids. Lineage: Eukaryota; Metazoa; Chordata; Mammalia; Artiodactyla; Camelidae.
GUGAAAGGGCUGUGGCUCUAGAAAAGCCACCGACAUCGGCCCCAGCUCUCAGAGGAGGGCGAGCUUCUGGGACGCCGUGUCUGAGACGGGACCCGGCCGUCUGUUUGUCCAUCCGACAUGGAGCCGAAGCGGAUCAGGGAGGGCUACCUUGUGAAGAAGGGGAGCGUGUUCAACACCUGGAAAGCCAUGUGGGUUGUGUUGUUAGAAGAUGGAAUUGAAUUCUAUAAGAAGAAAAGUGACAACAGCCCCAAAGGAAUGAUUCCCCUGAAAGGAAGCACUCUGACGAGCCCUUGCCAGGACUUUGGCAAAAGGAUGUUUGUGUUUAAGAUCACUACGACCAAACAGCAGGACCACUUCUUCCAGGCAGCCUUCCUGGAGGAGAGAGAUGCCUGGGUUCGGGACAUCAAGAAGGCCAUUAAAUGCAUUGAAGGAGGCCAGAAGUUUGCUAGGAGAUCCACCAGGAGGUCCAUUCGACUGCCAGAAACCAUUGACUUAGGUGCCUUGUAUUUGUCCAUGAAAGACACCGAGAAAGGGGUGAAAGAAUUGAACCUGGAGAAAGACAAGAAGAUUUUUAAUCACUGCUUCACGGGUAACUGUGUCAUUGACUGGCUACUUUCCAACAAGUCUGUUCGGAAUCGCCAAGAAGGCCUCAUGAUCGCCUCCUCCCUGCUCAACGAAGGGUACCUGCAGCCCGCUGGGGACCUCUCCAAGAACGCUGUGGACGGAAUUGCUGAGAACCCUUUCCUCGACAACCCCGACGCCUUCUACUACUUUCCAGACAGUGGGUUCUUCUGUGAAGAGAAUUCCAGUGAUGAUGAUGUGAUUCUAAAAGAAGAAUUCAGAGGGGUCAUUAUCAAGCAGGGAUGUUUACUCAAACAGGGGCAUAGGAGGAAGAACUGGAAAGUGAGGAAGUUCGUUCUGAGAGAAGACCCUGCGUACCUACACUACUACGACCCUGCUGGGGGGGAAGAUCCCUUGGGAGCGAUUCACUUGAGAGGCUGUGUGGUGACCUCCGUGGAGAGCAACCCAGAUGGCAAGAAGAAUGAAGAAGAGAACCUCUUUGAGAUCAUCACGGCUGAUGAAAUUCACUAUCUCUUGCAAGCGGCCACCCCCAAGGAGCGUACCGAGUGGAUCAAAGCCAUCCAGGUGGCCUCCCGGACCAGGAAGUGAGGAUGCAUCUGCAGCUCGACACCCCCAUCCCAAGGGGACCACACGGAUAAGCUUGGUCCAGGACCUGCGGCCACUUCUAGGAUAGAUCAAUGAGAAAGGGCCCAGGGGUGGGACAUUGUCAUCCCUGGGGGUCCUGAAUGUUACUAACCACAUGCCACGUGAUGUUCACCUGCACCAACCACAUUGCUCACUGAAGGCUCUCGGCCACUCUCCACGUCGCCCAAGCAGAUGUGACAAGCUGUGCGGCCUGGGGACAUCGCUUACUCUGCCCAGGUCUCAGGUUCCUCCUCUGGAAAACAAAGGAGAUGGACUAGGAGAGCCCUGAGGUCCUCCCUAGCACCAGAACCCAAAGCCCUGUGCUUCUAAUACCCAUGGCAGUGCAGCCGGAGUCCCUCCGUGACCCAGUCUUGGUCUUCAGAACCUGAAACAACUCCUCCCUUUAAGCUGUUUGCCCAUCUAUCCUAAGAGCAUGAGGUACAAACCUCUUUGGUUCCCUUUGGCUGCCUUUCCUUGCUCUUGGCCACAAGAUCAUGUUUCAGCUCAGUGAAGAAGAACUCUCUUCUUCCUUCUUUGCCCUACCCAGAAACUCCCUGAAAGCCAGUCCCUCAGGGGUGGCUUCUAGCUUGAAGCCUUGUGACUAUAGCCUGGAAAGUUUUGUCUUCUGAGACGGGGACUGGUGGAAACCAGAAGUAGCCAAGGGUGCCAGUCAGGAACGUUCCAUGCCUACUGGAGGCUGGUCUGACAAGCGGCUGUCUUUGUCCCUUUCCAGAGCAUUGCUCUGUCAUGUAUUCUGAUUAGGAGUGGGAACCCCAAGUCUGCAAGACUCUGUUUCAUUCUAGCGUUUACAGAAAAAAGCAGUCAGGUGGGUUUUCCCUACGGAGUCUCUCCAUGGGUGAGGGGGCUGGGCCGACGUGUCCCCCCAGCUCCAGCAGGUGGGAGGGGCUGGAUCACAGGCCAGCUGAUUGGAUGAUGGGUUUAUACAAAGACAGCACUGAAAGGACUUAAUGCGUGGAGGUGGCCGUCACACUGUGCCGUGCCUUCAGUUCUCCAGUUAACGAUAUUGUGGGCGUGCCUGAGCUUUAAACCCAAACUGUCCCAGCUCCUGCUUGGCCUCCGAGGGGCCUCACGAGCCCAUUAUCAACCAGAGGGAUCUGAUCUACACUCAAACUGUGUACCUGUUUCCAAUUUUUGACCCUGUCCACUAGUGAUUCGAAUCCAGACUUGAGAAAGAAACCAGGUAUGAGCGUGAAGGUGUAUUUUCCAACUUCAGAUUUUUAAUUCGACGGACCUAGUGAGGAAAAGAAAGUAGAAACCUCUCCCUGACUUUGUUGGCUCCUGCCUUUCCCUCCCCCAAUCACAUACAGCGUCCUUGAGGCUGUUCCUACUCCCAGGUUGUUUUCUCAGUGGCUGAGAGGUAAAAGACUACCUUUUCCCUGAUUCUUUAGUGACCUGUCUUAGAACGUGCACAGUAGUUUGCCUACAUACAAGGUUAAAAGUAUUUAUUAACAUAGAGCCCACUUUAUGUUUUGAAAUAAAUCUUACCGUGUAUGGUG